GCUAUUUUUUUUCCGGUUGCUGAUUCCUCCCGGCCCCUCCCUGCCUGGGCCCUGCGCCCCCUGCGGGGCCCUCGCCGCCGGGCCAGCCGCCACCAUGAAGAAAUUCUUCCAGGAUGUCAAGGCCGACAUCAAGUUCAAGAGCGCGGGGCCCGGUCAGAAGCUCACAGAGUCCGUGAGGGAGAAGGCCCCCAAAGAAAAGCCCAGCCAGCCUGCCCUCGGGCAGCCCCGGCAGGGACCCACCGAUGAGGCGCAGAUGGCUGCUGCAGCAGCCCUGGCCCGGCUGGAGCAGAAGCAGCCCAGGGCUCGGGGCCCCACGUCGCAGGACUCCAUCCGGAACCAGGUGAGAAAGGAGCUGCAGGCUGAAGCGACUGUCAGCGGAAGCCCGGAUGUCCCCAGCAUCAACAUGGUAACUGAGCCCAAAGAGGAAGGCUCAACCCACCUGGCUGUACCCGGCGUGUAUUUCACUUGCCCACUCACAGGGGCCACUCUGAGGAAGGACCAACGGGAUGCCUGCAUCAAAGAGGCCAUUCUCUCGCACUUUUCCACGGACCCAGUGGCCGCCUCCAUCAUGAAGAUCCACACGUUCAACAAAGACCGGGACAGGGUGAAGCUGGGCGUGGACACCAUCGCCAAGUACCUGGACAACAUCCACCUGCAUCCCGAGGAAGAGAAGUACCGGAAGAUCAAGCUGCAGAACAAGGUGUUCCAGGAGCGCAUUAACUGCCUGGAAGGCACCCACGAGUUUUUUGAGGCCAUUGGGUUCCAGAAAAUGAUGCUUCCAGUUCCUGAUCAGGAGGGUGCUGAGGAGUUCUACGUGCUGAGCGAGGCCAUCCUGGCCCAGCCCCAGAGCCUGGAGAGGCACAAGGAGCAGCUACUCAGCGCCGAGCCUGUGCGGGCCAAGCUGGACAGGCAGCGCCGGGUCUUUAGGCCCUCGCCCCUGGCCUCACAGUUCGAUCUGCCCGUGGACUUCUUCAGCCUCACGGCGGAGGAGAUCAAGCGGGAGCAGAGGCUCAGGUCUGACGCCGUGGAGCGGCUGAGCGUGCUGCGCACCAAGGCCAUGCGAGAAAAGGAGGAGCAGAGGGAGCUGCGCAAGUACACCUACACGCUGCUGCGUGUGCGCCUCCCCAACGGCUGCCUGCUGCAGGGGACCUUCUAUGCACGGGAGCGGCUGGCGGCACUCUAUGGGUUCGUCCGGGAGGCUUUGGAGAACGAUUGGCUGCCUUUUGAGCUUCUGGCUUCCGGAGGGCAGAAGUUGUCGGAGGACGAGAACCUGGCCUUGAACGAGUGCGGGCUGGUGCCCUCAGCCCUCCUGACUUUCUCGUGGGACAUAGCCGUGCUAGAGGACAUCAAGGCUGCAGGGGCUGAGCCAGACUCGUCAAUCCUGAAACCCGAGCUCCUGUCAGCCAUUGAGAUGCUCUCGUGAAAUAAAAGCAGGGUUGGCUUCAGCCCUGUGGGUCUGUUUUAUGCUCUCCCCUCCCUGUCCCCCACCUCUGGAGCCUCCGAGGCACCUGGAAACACUCACCUAUCUUCUGGGGCCCCGAGGGGCACUAGCUGGCUGAGGACACUGUGGAGCUGGGCCUGUGCCCACCCUGGGAGAGCCCAGGGGCAGCACCAACCCAAGCCCUCUGCAGCUGCUCUUAACCAUUUUCACAAAGCCCCUGGGGCAGACAGAUGUGGGUGGCUCCCUGGGCAGGAGAGCUGGUCUGUAGCGUGGGCCUAGCUCCGGCAGGCUCUGGACAGAGGUGGCCACGUCCAGUGCUGUGAGGCUGCUUAGGGGGGAGCUGGUGACAUUGGCAGGUGGGGGAGAUGCUUGCCUGUCAGCACAUGUAUCUGCAAUGAUUUAAGUUAUGACCCAAAUAAAUAGGAUAUUUGAA
Messenger RNA from Cynocephalus volans (Philippine flying lemur), 1874 nucleotides. RefSeq names its product UBX domain protein 6 (gene UBXN6). The record is from RefSeq and is a predicted model, not a curated record. Gene Ontology annotation, molecular function: protein binding. The coding region runs from base 95 to 1423 and encodes 442 amino acids. NCBI's taxonomy places the organism in Eukaryota, Metazoa, Chordata, Mammalia, Dermoptera, Cynocephalidae. The transcript is spliced from 11 exons. Gene Ontology annotation, cellular component: cytoplasm.